Messenger RNA from Topomyia yanbarensis, 1663 nucleotides. RefSeq names its product tubulin alpha-1 chain-like. Gene Ontology annotation, biological process: microtubule cytoskeleton organization; mitotic cell cycle. Lineage: Eukaryota; Metazoa; Arthropoda; Insecta; Diptera; Culicidae. The record is from RefSeq and is a predicted model, not a curated record. The coding region runs from base 156 to 1508 and encodes 450 amino acids. The transcript is spliced from 2 exons. Gene Ontology annotation, cellular component: cytoplasm; microtubule. Gene Ontology annotation, molecular function: structural constituent of cytoskeleton; GTP binding.
CCCCGUGGACCAACGGUACACUUUAUUCUCAGUUUGGUAAGCAUCCUGAUCUGCUGUUUCCAAGCGCGAGUCUUUUAACGGUGUUGCAUAAGAACAAUUAAAAUAUUUUAAUAUUUUAUUCCUGAUUAACAAGUUUUGGAAACCUCUGUAUCAAAAUGCGUGAAUGUAUUUCCGUACACGUUGGCCAAGCUGGUGUCCAGAUUGGUAAUGCCUGCUGGGAACUUUACUGCCUGGAGCAUGGAAUCCAGCCAGAUGGUCAGAUGCCAUCGGACAAAACCAUCGGAGGCGGAGAUGAUUCAUUCAACACUUUCUUCAGUGAGACUGGGGCUGGCAAGCAUGUACCACGUGCCGUUUUCGUCGAUCUGGAACCGACCGUAGUUGAUGAGGUCCGCACCGGAACAUACCGCCAACUGUUCCAUCCAGAGCAGUUGAUCACCGGAAAGGAAGAUGCGGCCAACAACUAUGCCCGUGGUCACUACACUAUUGGCAAGGAAAUUGUUGAUUUGGUUCUGGACCGUGUUCGUAAGCUAGCCGACCAAUGUACUGGUCUGCAAGGAUUUUUGAUCUUCCAUUCGUUCGGAGGUGGCACUGGAUCCGGUUUCACCUCGCUGCUUAUGGAGCGCCUGUCGGUAGAUUAUGGAAAGAAAUCCAAACUGGAAUUUGCCAUCUAUCCAGCUCCACAAGUUUCCACUGCCGUCGUCGAACCGUACAAUUCAAUUCUCACCACCCACACUACUUUGGAACAUUCAGACUGCGCUUUCAUGGUUGACAAUGAGGCUAUCUACGAUAUUUGCCGUCGCAACUUGGAUAUUGAACGUCCAACUUACACCAACUUGAAUCGUCUGAUUGGCCAGAUUGUUUCUUCGAUCACUGCUUCCCUGCGCUUCGAUGGUGCUCUGAACGUGGAUUUGACCGAAUUCCAAACUAACUUGGUACCCUACCCUCGUAUCCAUUUCCCACUGGUCACUUACGCUCCAGUCAUCUCAUCUGAGAAAGCCUAUCACGAGCAGCUCUCAGUAGCCGAAAUCACCAACGCAUGUUUCGAACCAGCCAACCAGAUGGUGAAAUGUGAUCCUCGUCAUGGCAAGUACAUGGCCUGUUGUAUGCUGUACCGUGGCGAUGUCGUCCCUAAGGACGUUAAUGCUGCCAUCGCUACCAUUAAGACCAAGCGUACCAUCCAGUUUGUGGACUGGUGUCCAACUGGUUUCAAGGUCGGUAUCAAUUACCAACCACCAACCGUUGUCCCGGGUGGUGAUCUGGCCAAGGUUCAGCGCGCCGUGUGCAUGUUGUCCAACACUACGGCCAUUGCCGAGGCUUGGGCCCGUCUCGAUCACAAGUUCGAUCUGAUGUAUGCAAAGCGUGCCUUCGUGCACUGGUACGUCGGUGAAGGUAUGGAGGAAGGCGAAUUCUCUGAAGCUCGGGAAGAUUUGGCCGCCCUCGAGAAGGAUUACGAAGAAGUUGGCAUGGACUCCAACGACGGUGAAGGUGAGGGAGCAGAGGAAUACUAAACAGCCAAAACACAUUCGAGCCACUAUUACGAACUCGCUAGGAUUCAACAAUAUGUGAAAGUUUCUCCUCGUUAAAGAAUUAAAUAUUUCUCGAUUUUGAAUGCAAAGUUUAAAAUUUGCAGAAAUAAAAGCAGCAUAAAUUAUCAUGAAUCAAA